Messenger RNA from Chionomys nivalis (European snow vole), 3784 nucleotides. RefSeq names its product niban apoptosis regulator 1 (gene Niban1). Lineage: Eukaryota; Metazoa; Chordata; Mammalia; Rodentia; Cricetidae. The record is from RefSeq and is a predicted model, not a curated record. Bases 119 to 2887 code for a protein of 922 amino acids. The transcript has 14 exons.
CGCCUCUCGAGGAAGUUGGCCCUUUAAUUAUAGCGCCAGUUCCCUGUCGCAUCCACCUUCAGCAGCUAGCAGCAGACAGCCGGUGUCAGUCCUCUGCCUCGCGUGCGGCACCGCGGCCAUGGGCGGCUCGGCCUCCAGCCAGUUGGACGAGGGCAAGUGCGCCUACAUCCGAGGAAAAACUGAGGCUUCUAUCAAAAACUUCAGCCCCUACUAUAGCCGACAGUAUUCUGUGGCUUUCUGUAGUCACGUGCGCAGUGAGGUGGAGCAGCAACGGGAUCCAACAUCGCAGUUCCUGAGGACCAAGCCCCCCUUGGAACCAGGAACUGUUUUGUAUGAAGCCGAACUCUCACAGUUUGCCGAAGACAUCAGAAAAUGGAAGGACAGAUACAUUGUGGUUAAAAAUGAUUUUGCUGUGGAAAGCUAUGAGAACAAAGAGGCCUAUCAGAGAGGAGCUGUUCCUAAAAGCCGAAUUCUUCCAGCUGGAGGCAAGGUUUUAACCUCAGAAGAAGAAUAUAAUCUCUUGUCUGACAAGCAUUUCCCAGACCCCAUUGCUUCCAGUGAGAAGAACUCGCAGCCCUUUGUCGUCCUGCCCAAGGCCUUCCCGGUGUACCUGUGGCAGCCUUACCUCAGGCAUGGCUACUUCUGUUUCCAUGAGGCCGCCGAGCAGCAGAAGUUCAGCGCGCUUCUCAACGACUGCAUCAGACACCUGAAUCACGAUUAUAUGAAGCAGACGACAUUUGAAGCCCAAGCCUUUUUAGAAGCCGUGCAGUUCUUCCGGCAGGAGAAGGGUCACUAUGGCUCGUGGGAGAUGAUCACUGGGGAUGAAGUCCAGGUCCUGAGUAACCUGGUGAUGGAGGAACUCCUGCCGACUCUUCAGACCGAUCUGCUGCCUAAACUGAAAGGGAAGAAGAACGACAGGAAGCGGGCCUGGUUUGGGCUCCUGGAGGAGGCCUAUGGUCUGGUUCAGCACCAAGUGUCGGAAGGAUUAAGUGCCUUGAAGGAGGAGUGCAGAGCCCUGACAAAGGGCCUGGAAGGGACCAUCCGCUCCGACAUGGACCAGAUUGUCAACUCAAAGAACUUCCUAGCUGGGAAGAUCAGAGCAAUGGUGGCUCAGCCAGCCGAGAAAAGCUGUGGAGAGAGCGUGCAGCCGUUCCUGGCCUCCAUUCUGGAGGAGGUGAUGGGACCGGUGAGCUCAGGCUUCAGUGAAGUGCGGGCACUCUUCGAGAAAGAAGUAGAUGAACUCAGCCAGAGCUUCCAUGCCACCCAGGACAGUGUCCAGCUGAAGGAGCACGUGGACCAGUUGAUGAAGCUUCCUCUGGAUUCUGUGAAGAUGGAACCUUGUUAUACUAAAGUCACCUUGCUUCCAGAGCGCCUGCUGGAUCUCCAGAGCCGCUUCAGAUUCCCUCACGUUGAUCUGGUGGUCCAGAGGACACAGAACUACAUGCAAGAGCUCAUGGAGAACGCGGUGUUCACAUUUGAACAGCUGCUCUCCCCGCACCUCCAAGGAGAGGCUUCCAAAACAGCGGCUACCAUCGAGAAGGUUAAGCUCCGUGUCUUAAAGCAAUAUGAUUACGACAGCAGCACCAUCCGGAAGAAGAUCUUCCAGGAAGCACUGAUUCAAAUCACACUGCCCACCCUGCAGAAGUCACUGGCAUCCACAUGCAAACCAGAGCUUCAGAAAUACGAGCAGUUCAUCUUCGCAGAUCAUACCAAUAUGAUCCAUGUUGAGAACGUCUAUGAAGAGAUUUUGUAUCAGAUCCUCCUUGACGAAACCCUGAAAGUGAUAACAGAGGCGGCUAUCUUGAAGAAACACAAUUUAUUUGAAGACAACAUGGCCUUGCCCAGUGAAAGUGUAUCUAGCCUGACAGAUCUCAAAACCUCCAUGGGGUCUAACCAGGCCAGUCCAGCCAGAAGAGUGUCUGCCGUGCCCCCAGGAGCUCCAGACAAUGAAGUGUUCCAGGAGCCAGAGGAAAAGAAGCAGCAGCCUGCUGUGCCUGACUCACUGGCUGGAGAAGAAAGUACUCCCAUCCCUGAGUCCAGUCCUCCUUCAGGUGGGGAUGAACAGGUGACUGUGUCCAGUGUGGUGAGCUCUGCGGGGAGUGAUCUCACUGUGGAGGAUACAGCAGGACCCCUCAGCUCACACGCAUCGGAGGCAGAAGGUGGGGAGACCCUUAGAGAUGAAGAGCCAAUCUGUGAAAGGCCAGAGUCCAUCACCACUCCAGGGUCCUUGAAGGAGCUGAAAGAGUUGUUGACUGUGACCGUGUCCGUGGAGUCUGCCCCCGUGAUGGAAAACGAUACGCACGAGGGGAUACCUGUUCCCCCAGAAAAUGAAAAAGAAGAAGACAGCCAGACAGCUGCCAUGCAGCAGGACAACCGUGAAGAAAGUGAAGUCCGAGAGAAGGGGGCCCAUCCUACUCCUUCGGAAGUUGAAGGUCCUGGAAUAGACUUGGGGACAUUGCCAGAGGCGAGCAUCCCUACCUCUCAGUCCACUGAUGGGGGGCUCCCUGAGGACACCAGUUGUCUGGGUCCCUUAGGGGAGCCGCCUGAGGCUCCAGAGCCCACUGAGAAGGUGCCGCCAGCCAUGGUUUCCACGCAGGAGACCACCCAUGCAGGAGGUGAGGCCGUGCAUGCCGCGGCAGUCACGCUGCAAGAAGAUGCCGCGUUAAGUUCUAAUCCCCUCUGUUCUGUGGAGAGGAAUGAGGUCUCUGGGGAUCAAGAAGUGCUGGGAGGGAAUGCUAGCCCAGCCCCUGCUGUGGACACAGAACCAGCCAGUGCUGCCCAGGUGCAUAGCUGCCAGUGGGUGGUAGAGGAUGCUCCAGGCAGCGGCAGCCCAGAUGUGAGUAAUUACGAUGUGAGCUCCCCGGAACAACCCUCAGAGGAGUGCUAGGAAAACAGCUUGACUGUAGGUUUCCCUUUAAAACUACCAGUCAAAGGGUUUUAGUUACAGGUAUCCAUCUAUAGGGGAUUGCAUGUGGAUUGCUAAAAAUCAUGAACUAUUUCCUUAAUUCGAAUGAUAAAUCUAGAGGAAAUGUAAACAGGGUGUGAACACUGAGGCCAACUCUGGGGAGCUGAAUUGCUCCCUGUAAAUGAUUGCUUUAGCAUCUUAGUAGAAAUGAUGAGAGAACUGGAGUGUUGGGGUGCAAGGCAGUUAAAGGGGCUCCAGAGAAGGAGCACUACUGCGGUAGAGACUAAAAGAGCAGGACCUGGCACCUCCAUAUUCUCUUCACUGAAAUGUGGCACAAAUUUGGGACCACACUUUGAGGUAUUUUCAGCAAGAGUGCAAAGGUCUACCCUGACUCCAGCUUUGCCACCUGCUCUGUCAGCUUCACGGCCUCUUAAGUGGCAUUUGUCCCUUACCAGGUCACAAGAAAGAGGAAGUCGUGAACACCAGCCACCCCUGUCCUGUGAAAUGCCCAGUCAGCCAUGGCUGGUAGAUCUCAGGCAAUGCAGAGCAAAAUUCCAAGGUGGGGAGUCUGCGGAACAAUCGAGAAGCCCUGUUCCUAAUCCUGCCAUCAAUUCCUUGUUGGUUAAUUUUGUUGAAUUAAUCAUCCUUUAAGCAAAAUCAGAUGGGGCCAGAGAUUUCACCGGCACACUCAGCCUUAGGUUGUGUAAAGUGCGUGGCUAAAUUUUCUAACUCAAAAGCUACCAGUUCCACAGACAUUAUUUGAGCAGCUAGUGCAUGCUCUGUUAGGCAGAGUAAUAAACAAAAGAUUAGGUGUUUUGCUUCCUAUAAAUUAAAGGGCUCAUGAGAAUUUAGUCUAGAAAAAAAGAGGGUUUUUUUUUU